CCCAUCUGCCUCUCCAUGGCGUCUCACCAGCAAACCCGGAUCCAGGCUUACCUGGAGAAGAACAAGAUCGGCCCGCUGUUUGAGGAAUUAAUGACCAAGUUAAUAACUGAGACACCUGACCAGCCCAUCCCAUUUCUCAUUGACCAUCUUCAGUCUAAGCAAGGACACCGAGGACAAUUGCAAAGAACUUUGUCUGGAUCUGCAGCUCUCUGGGCAGAAAGUGAGACAUCAGAACCUAAGGGAACAAGAAGAGAUAUCAGGAGCUACGAUAAACCUUGGCAACUAAAUGCAAAGAAGCCUAAAAAAUCAAAAAGUGACCUCGCUGUGUCUAAUAUUUCACCACCAUCACCAGACUCCAAAUCAUUGCCAAGGUCAGUAGAGCAUCAUAAGUGGAACUUGCGGACUAAACCAGUAAGCCGUGAUUUUGAUGAAUUGAACCACAUCCUUCAAGAGAGCAAGAAGCUGGGGAAAGCCCUUGAGAAUCUCUCUAGAAGUAUUGCAAUUUCAGAUGAACUUGAUAAGGAAACAAUUGCUUUUAAUUCUUCUCUUCUGAGGCCCCGUGUGAUUGGAGAAUGGAUUGGUAGAGAAGACAAUGAUGCUGAUCCUCUUGCAGCUGAAAUGCUACAGCCUCCAAUUCCAAGAAGUAAAAAUGACCAAUGGGAAAGUGAAGACAGUGGCUCUAGCCCUGCAGGAAGUUUAAAGAUGGAACCUAAAACUAAAGGAUUAAAACAGCAGCAACAGCAGCAUAAGAAACUUCUGGCAGCAAUGCUUUCUCAAGAUUCUUUUGAGUCCCUCCACAGCCCCACUCCAUCUGUAACAGAAGAAGAUAUUGAUAAUGAAGAUGAUGCAAUGGAAUUGCUGGAGGAUCUCGAUGAUUUAAGAAUGGAGGGAGUAACAACUCUGGUGCCUUCUGGGAGCAAAUUUAACCCCGGCCGUCCUACUCAUGCUGCUGAACCUCAGGCCAAGGUCACAUUGAACAUCUGUUCAAGGCUUCAGGGAGACAGCUUGGCAGAAAGAACAGAGGAGACAUUACAAAUACUUCAUUCUCCGGAUGAAAUAAUCCCAGAUUCUUUGGAUUCUUUACCUGGGCCUGAAGAAGUGCUAAUGGAAGAGGAGGAAGAAUUCCAGAAAGUAUCUAAAUUAGUAGGAUCUGGAGAAGCUUCCAGUGGAGGACACUCAUUGAAAAACUUCAUGGAAGAAGAUGAAUCCUUAAAGCAACUGCAGGUAGUUCAUCAACCAUGGCUCUUGCCAAGUGACACAGAGAGCGAAGGGCUGGAGGCAGAACCUGAAAAACGUUCUGCUGAUCUUCUUCUUUGUGUUCCAUGCUCUUCUUGUCCUACCCUGAUCUACUCUGCUUAUGAUCAUGGAAGGAAGAAGUUGAAAAUGCCAGCUAUUAGUUGUCCAGCGAUCUGCUGCUUGCUGAAGUACAAGUGCAUGGGUAAAUCUCCUCAGUCAAAACUCGCUGCCUCCAAGACUCUGGCAGUGGCAGUGGUCACAGGUGAACUGAGUCCUGUGGUAGAAGUAAUGAUGUUAAGAGUGAGAUCCAGAGACAAUUACUAA
Lepus europaeus (European hare) is the source of this 1560-nucleotide messenger RNA. RefSeq names its product chromosome 4 C8orf34 homolog (gene C4H8orf34). NCBI's taxonomy places the organism in Eukaryota, Metazoa, Chordata, Mammalia, Lagomorpha, Leporidae. The transcript is spliced from 14 exons. The record is from RefSeq and is a predicted model, not a curated record. The coding region runs from base 16 to 1560 and encodes 514 amino acids.